Messenger RNA from Xiphophorus maculatus (southern platyfish), 4160 nucleotides. RefSeq names its product MORC family CW-type zinc finger 3 (gene morc3a). Gene Ontology annotation, molecular function: zinc ion binding; ATP hydrolysis activity. Gene Ontology annotation, cellular component: nucleus; PML body. The transcript has 19 exons. Lineage: Eukaryota; Metazoa; Chordata; Actinopteri; Cyprinodontiformes; Poeciliidae. Bases 17 to 3097 code for a protein of 1026 amino acids. The record is from RefSeq and is a predicted model, not a curated record.
GCCUGUUCCUGCCAAGAUGGCGGCACAAACAGACCGCGGCGUGCCUCUCAGUACGCUUUCGCCAAAGUUUCUGCACACCAACUCCACCAGCCACACCUGGCCCUUCAGCGCUAUCGCUGAACUCAUAGACAAUGCCUAUGACCCAGAUGUUAGUGCCAAGCAGUUCUGGAUUGAUAAAACUGUGGUUAAAGGAGAGGUGUGCCUCAGCUUCAUGGAUAACGGAAACGGCCUCAACCAUAAAACUUUGCACAAAAUGCUUAGCUUUGGGUACAGCGACAAGACAGCAGUAAAUGGACUGGAGCCCAUUGGUAUCUAUGGUAACGGCUUCAAGUCCGGAUCCAUGCGUCUCGGGAAAGAUACGAUUGUCUUCUCCAAGUCAAAGAGGAUAUCAUGCAUUGGGAUGCUUUCGCAAACCUACCUGGAGAAGAUUGGAGCCAAGCAAAUAAUUAUUCCUAUUAUUUCCUUUGAAAAUAAGACAUCAAACAGAAUCUCCGUAAAAAAAGAACAAGAAGCAAGUCUGAGGGACAUCCUGCAAUACUCCCUUUUUAAGUCUCAUGAGGAACUUCUCGCUGAGAUCGAUGCCAUCACUUCAACCUUGUCCUCAGCUGAGACAGGCACCCGGAUCAUCGUCUGGAAUCUCCGCAGGACAUCUUCCGGAUCAACAGAGUUUGAUUUUGACAGGGAUCGCUAUGACAUCCGCAUUCCCUCAGAGGUUUACGAAGAAUUAAGCGAUCCAUCUCAGCCUUCGAACAGGAGUACAUCUUAUGUUCCUGAGAGUGUGUUUUCACUGCGGGCGUACUGUAGCAUUCUAUACCUGAAGCCACGCAUGCAGGUCAUGGUGCGGGGACAAAAGGUGAAGUCUCAGCUCAUCGCUAAGAGCCUGGCCUACAUCAGAAAGGACCACUACAGGCCCAUUUGUCUGGAAAAACGCAUACCUAUUAUUUUUGGGUAUAACACCAAAAGUAAAGACCAGUAUGGUAUCAUGAUGUAUCACAAGAACAGGCUCAUCAAAGCGUAUGAACGUGUGGGUUGCCAGCUUAAGGCCAACAAUAAAGGUGUUGGAGUCAUUGGGGUCAUCGAAUGUAACUUUCUGGAUCCCACCCACAACAAGCAGAGCUUCAACGAGACUGACAAGUACAGAAAAACCAUGAACAGUUUGGGGAUUAAACUGGAGGAGUACUGGAACGAGAUCCGUUACAGAAAGACCAAAGAAGACCCACUCAGCACCGUGCCAGUGGAAGAUACCAUGAAGCGACCGGAUCAGAACUGGGUGCAGUGCGAUGGCUGUUUGCAGUGGCGUAAACUCCCGGAUGGGAUCGACGUCACCAAGCUGCCGGAUAAGUGGUUCUGCUUGUUAAACCCCGAUCCACAGUUCAGGAGCUGCAAGGUAGAAGAAGAGCCUGAGGAUUCUGAUGAUGACCAGCCGUCAUACCGGAAGACCUACAAACAACAAGAGAGGGAGAACAAAAAGAAACAUGAACAGAAACUUGAACAGGAUGAAGAAGAGCAGUAUUUGGAUUUGGAAACCUUAGAUAAACAGACCAAAGCUUUUAAACGGCAGCACAAUAAUCUUACCCGGCAGCUUCACCAAGUGUCUGCUAAUUACCCGAUGAGUAACUUGGUACACAGAGGUGCAGACAGGGCUGAACCCACCCUGCGGAGGUCCUCAAACAUUUCACAAGUUGCCAGCAGCCCCCCGAGCAGCGACUCUCCUCUUGUGAUCACCAACGUUUGCUCGCUCUCAGCACCAUCAGCAACCCUGAGGGGGAAAAGAAGCCAGAUUGUCACUCCACAAAGCACACCAAAACGACCCAGAGUGAACGGUUUUCAGUCGGGCACCUCUGACUCCCCCAUAUCCGUCCACAUUGACAGCACUGACACCGAUGAUACCGAUGAUGACAUUGUCAUCCUGGAAACUUCAAGUACGCCCAAGCCCAAACAGCCCGCUGGUAUUUUAAGGAAAGUGAAGCAAGAGAAAGAUGAGAGUGACUUGACCUCCAAGGUGACGGCCGAAGCAGAAACGUCCGCUGCCGAAACCUGCCCACCUCCAGCAGUGGCCAGCGCCACCACCCAGACCACCGCUUUUGAAGUGAAGGAGGAACAGCAGAGUCAGGAUCAGACUGAAGGGAACGGCGGAACGGCUAGUAGGAAUGAUUCAAAUCCAGAUCUGCCCAUUGAAAGAGAAGUGAAGCAAGAACAGCAGAGUCCGAAUCAGACUGAAGGGAACGGCGAAACGGCUAGUAGGAACGGGUCAAAUCCAGAUCUGCCCAUUGCAAGAGAAAUUAAGCUGGAGCGCGGUGACAGGGUUGCGAACCAAGAAGGGAAAACCUUGAGCAACGGAGUGGCACAUAUGGAGAGUGAUGAAGGUGCUGGUCCUUCUUCUUCUGUUCAGCAGUAUCCCAAUAUCGAUGAAGUUCAGAAACAACAAGAUAAGCUCGUGGAGCUAAUGCAGGAAACGGCCCAGGAGAGAGAUGCCUUGAAAGAGCAGCUGAAACUUCUCACCUCUCAGCUGGAGGACAUGCAGAGCCGACUGCAGAAACAGUCUCAGGCCAAGGUAAAGGAGUCCUCACACCAAGCCUGCCAGACUGACACGCAGACGGACUACAAGGGCCUUUUUGAGAGGGCCAAACAGAAAAUCAAUGAUUUAAUAAGGGACAAAGAGGCUUUAUUGGCGGCUAAUGAGGGCAGGAGAAAUCCAAACUGUGGCCAAGAUGAGGAAAAUGACAUUGAGGAGAUUUCGCUUAAAAUCAGCCGUCUGGUCCAUGAACUAGAUGAGAGGAACAAGGAAAGGGAAGAGCUGCGCUUGCAGCUGGAUGUUCUGGAGGAGGAGAAGUCGACUUUGGCAGUCCAGUGUGAGGAGCUCAAGUUGAGAAUGGAACAGCAAAAAGAAAAUGCUCAAUCUUCAGCCAGGUCCCCCACCUCUGGCACAAACACAGACGCCUCCAGUUGCUUGAUCGAGCUCCGUCAGAACGUCGGCCGCCUCCUCGUCUCCCGGGUGCCGGCGCUGGACCUGGCGCAGGUGAAUUUCGAAUGCAACGUCAUCGACGAGAUCCUCGAGCAAGUUCUUGCAGGCUCAGACUUCGAAUUCCCAGGCUGAGAUGCUGCGCUCGGUUUGGAAAAUAAUCUCCACUGAAUUAAGGUCUUCCUGCUGACUCUCAGAUCUGGAAAAGGUCCAAGCCUGACCAGUUUCCAAAAUGGAUUGUAAACUUUUGGACUUAUGAAGAACAAUUUCAGGGAGUCAGGUUUAUUUAUUUAAAAACGUUCACAUUUUAUGAUUUUUGGUCUCUCUUUUUUUAAAGUGCAUCUCAGUUGCGGAGCUGUUUGAAAGAGAAUCAGUGUGAUGUUUGUUCCAAUGAAUUGUUCCUAAAUUAUGAGAGGUCGUCUUCUGUCCGUCCUCAAUUACUUUUUUUUUCUUUUCCUGUUUCAAGGUCUGGCUUGUGUAAAAUCUGGGCAUCCGUUGUUGUUACCAGCUUUAUACAAGUCCUUCCAGAUUCUCCUGCUUAGACUUGCAAAAGCAGGAAUCUUAACUCAUGCGAGGCUCAGGUUGCAGAUGUCAUAGGGAUUAGUGAGAGUUUUUACUUAAUUUUAUCAUCUUUUAAAUAAAUUAAUUAGGUUUUUUACAUUUUAAUCUGAUGAUUUGAGUUAUUUAAAGUAUUUUACCUCAUGUUUAGUUUUUCUUACUAAAUUUCACACUAAUUCCUUUUUGUUGUUUUCCAAACAUGUAUAUAGUGUUAAAUCUAUUUUUAUACACCCUAUGUUCUGUGUAAGUCAUUUGUACUCUAGUUUGGACAGAUAUUAUGUAGUUCCAGCAAUGAGCCUUGCGGUACAUUUCUGGAUAUUGCAAAUUGAACUAAAGCUUCACAUUUCUAUGGUGAGUUAUGUUCAGACUGCAGCCAAGAGCAAUGGCGGACUGAAACUGAAUGUCGUUUAUUGCAAGUAAAGAGAUUUUAGAAAUAUAAUUCCUUUUAACAUUUUUUUCUGGUGUGUUCAGGUGCAUUUCAGCAAACUAGAACAUUGUAAAGUUUCUUUAUUUUAGUAAUUCUAGCCUAAAAGGAAAACUCUUAGAGUCAUUGUAUGCCACUUAUUUUUUCUAGUUGCAAGAAAAACUAGAUCAAAUAUUGGAUCAUACACAUUCAUUUAAAUAAAAAAAAGAUUCUGUU